UAUUUAUAAAUUUUAUAAUGCCAACUAUAUCUGUGAAACGAGAUUCUCUGUUUGCCGCACUUGGGAAAACUUAUACUGACGAUGAAUUCCAAGAACUUUGUUUCGAAUUUGGCUUGGAACUGGAUGAAGUUACAACAGAGAAACAGAUGUUAAUGAAGGAGCAAGGUGAACAUGUUGGUGCAGGAGUAUCAGAAGAGAUCCUCUACCGAAUAGACAUCCCAGCCAAUAGAUAUGAUCUCCUCUGCUUGGAGGGAUUGGUUGACGGCCUGCUAGUUUUCCAGGGCAAGAAACCCCCUCCACAUUAUGUUCUGAAAAAGUAUGAAGACUGUCACUCUUUACACCUAACACCUGCAACAGGACAAAUCAGGCCAUUUGCAGUAGCUGCUGUACUUAAAGGCAUCACUUUCACCAAGGAGUCAUAUGACAGUUUCAUAGAUUUGCAAGACAAGUUACAUCAAAAUAUAUGCAGGAAGAGAACUCUAGUAGCCAUUGGUACCCAUGACUUGGACACCAUACAGGGACCCUUUGUGUAUGAUGCAUUACCACCUAGUGAGAUUAAGUUCAAGGCACUCAAUCAAGCCAAGGAAAUGACUGCACCUGAACUUAUGGAGUUGUAUUCUUCACAUGCGCAAUUGAAGCAGUACUUAGGCAUCAUCAGGGACAGUCCAGUAUACCCGGUCAUCAAGGACAAGAAUGGGGUAGUGCUCUCCAUGCCACCCAUUAUCAAUGGAGACCACUCCAAGAUCACUUUGGACACUAAAAAUGUUUUCAUUGAGUGCACAGCUACAGAUCUCACUAAGGCGAUAGUGGUCUUAGACACGAUAGUGAGCAUGUUCUCGAAGUACUGCAGCAAGGAGUACGAGGUGGAACAAUGCAAGGUGUUCGCGCCCGACGGGGCGUACGAGCUCUACCCCAAGAUGUGCACACGGGAGGAAACCCUUAGCGUCGAGAAGGCUAACAACUACAUUGGCAUUAAUGAAAAUGGAGAAAACUUAGCGCGUCUCCUUUCCCGCAUGUGCCUGUCUAGUACGACGGAAGACGACGGUACCACAUUGCGCGUGCGCGUGCCUCCCACCAGGCAUGACGUCAUACACGCAUGCGAUCUUUACGAGGACAUCGCUAUUGCUUAUGGCUACAACCGCAUAGUCCGGCGGCCAGCGCGGGUGGUGACGACGGGUGGGCAGGACCCAAUCAACAAGCUGACCGAGCAACUGCGACUAGAGUGCGCACACGCAGGGUACACCGAGGCACUCACCUUCACACUGUGUUCCCGGGAUGAUGUUGCUACGAAAUUAGGUGUUAAAAUUGAAGAAGUGCCAGCAGCUCACAUCUCUAACCCAAAGACUUUAGAGUUCCAAGUCGUGCGGACGUUAUUACUACCAGGCCUGCUCAAAACGUUAGCUGCCAACAAGAAAAUGCCUCUACCAAUGAAAUUGUUCGAAAUCAGUGAUGUUGUACUGCAAGAUAAAAACGUUGAGACUGGCGCCCGCAACGAGCGUCGCCUGUGCGCGGUGCACUGCGGUCGCGCGGCCGGCUUCCAGUUCGUGCACGGCCUGCUCGACCGCGUCAUGGCGCUGCUGCGGGAGCCCUGGGAUAAAGAUACUGGGUACUAUCUCAGGCAGUGCGAAGACCCUGCGUACUUCCCGGGUCGCUGUGCGGCCGUGGUACUACGUGGCGAGGUGAUCGGCAAGGUGGGCGUACUCAGCCCCGCCGUGUUGGCUGCCUUCGAGCUCACCAACCCCUGCUCCGCGCUAGAGAUCAAUAUACAACCCUUCGUGUAGUAAACAUAUUUAUCAAACCAAUCUAAAUACC
Spodoptera exigua (beet armyworm) is the source of this 1812-nucleotide messenger RNA. NCBI's taxonomy places the organism in Eukaryota, Metazoa, Arthropoda, Insecta, Lepidoptera, Noctuidae. The record is from the annotation of a GenBank genome assembly.